UUGAGGAAGCCGACAUUGAGGACAUUGAUCCAUCUAGAAAAUUUCCGGAGGGGUCAUCUCUUGAUUAUUGUGACAAUGGCCAUGAGACAAAUUCAUCACAAGAAAGUUUGUAUGAAUCAUUUCAGAAUACUGCAAAUGAUGUGACCUUAUCACAAGAAAUACAAAACGAUUCAGAAAUUGAUUUAGUAGGUAAUAUGAACAUUUUAUCUAAUGGACAAACUGAUGUAAUAAGGGAAAUGCAACGUUUAACUGGCCAACCUGUGGAAAAUACCUCAGAAAAUGAGGACUUACAAGACCAAGAAAAUGCAAAUAAGCACUCUUUAUUAUACAUACUUGGUGGAAAUCAGCUUUCCAACUCUUGUCAAAGUGAAAUUACUUCACACAAUUCGCAUGUGCUUACCAAAGAAAUAAGUAUAAAUCCAAAUGAAAAAUCAAACGAUAAAAUACUUGCUGAUAGAGAGUCAUCACAAUCACCACAAUCCCUUAUGAACAAAACAGAUAUAAUGCAAUCAGUGACCACACCCACGAAAGAAGUGCAAUUUAAUCCAGAAACAUUAGGUGCAUCAACAA
Messenger RNA from Racocetra fulgida, 570 nucleotides. NCBI's taxonomy places the organism in Eukaryota, Fungi, Glomeromycota, Glomeromycetes, Diversisporales, Gigasporaceae. The record is from the annotation of a GenBank genome assembly.